UCUCUUUUCUCUCCACCCCUCUCUCUAUCUCUCCCCACCCCCUCUCUUUUCUCUCCACCUCUCUCUCCCACUCCCUCCGCCAUUCCAUCAGGUCCUCACAAACACAGAAGUUCAGAGAGAAGACAGCUCCCUUACCAGAGAAGGAAAGAAACAAAGAAACGGACGAAGAGAGAAAGAGUGAGGGGAAUAAAAAAAUAAGUGGUAUUAACAGUGGAGGACAAGUUUUGGAGGAGAGGAGAGCAAAGGGAGAGAGGGGUGGUUUGGGUGGGGGGUGGGUAGCGUACAAGGCUGCUCCGUCUGUCUCCUCCAUCCCUCCGUCUCCGUCGCCGUGGGUUCACAGCUCUCCCUCCCCCCCUCCCUCGCUCCCUACCUCCCCCGCUCGCUGCUGGCGGGAGCCUCCGAGCUGCUGCGGCGGAGGUCGUCUCGGAUGGAGUCGCCGAGAGACGUAGGAGGAGAGACGAUGGAGCGCGGGGAGCGGCCGGAGCGGGCCGAGCCGCUGACCGAUGCCGAGCGGGAGAUCAUCCAGAACACCUGGGUACACGUCUACGAGAACUGCGAGGACGUGGGCGUGUCGGUCCUCAUAAGGUUCUUUGUGAACUUCCCGUCGGCCAAGCAGUACUUCAGCCAGUUUCAGGACAUGGAUGACCCAGAGGAGAUGGAGCGCAGUGUCCAGCUGAGGCACCACGCCCGCCAGGUGAUGGGCGCCAUCAACAAGGUGGUGGAGAACCUCCACGACCCAGAGAAAGUGUCCUCUGUUCUGGCUCUGGUGGGCAAGGCGCAUGCCGUCAAACACAAGGUGGAGCCUAUGUACUUUAAGUGUUUAUCUCACUUCCUCCCUUUCUCCAUCUCUCAGAUCCUGUGUGGUGUAAUGCUGGAGGUGUUCUCAGAGGACUUCCCAGAGUUCUUCACGGCAGAAGUGCAAAUGGUGUGGACCAAACUGAUGGGGGCGGUGUACUGGCAUGUGACGGGCGCCUACACAGAAGUUGGCUGGGUGCAGCUCUCCAGCUCGGCAGUGUGAGGGGCGAUAGCAGGGGAGAUUUUUAGGGCUGAGACUGUUCAUAGAAUAUCUUGUUGUGUUCAACUUUUAGGGAGUCUUUCCCCUCUCCCUGCUGACUCAUUGUGUGUACUUUACUGUAUAGCCCAUGAGAUGUUGUCUAUAUAGCCCCCAAGGCAUUGUCUGUAUAGCCCCUGAGAUGUUGUCUGUAUAGCCCCUGAGAUGUUGUCUGUAUAGCCCCUGAGAUGUUGUCUGUAUAGCCCCUGAGAUGUUGUCUGUAUAGCCCCCGAGGCAUUGUCUGUAUAGCCCUGAGAUGUUGUCUGUAUAUCUCCUUAGGUAUUUUCUAUAUAGCCCCUGCGGUGUUGUCUGUAUAAGCCCCUGAGGUGUUGUCUGUAUAAGCCCCUGAGGUGUUGUCUGUAUAGCCCCUGAGGUGUCUGUAUAGCCCCUGAGGUGUUGUCUGUAUGGCCCCUGAGGUGUUGUCUGUAUGGCCCCUGAGGUGUUGUCUGUAUAGCCCCUGAGGUGUUGUCUGUAUAGCCCCUGAGGUGUUGUCUGUAUAGCCCCUGAGGUGUUGUCUGUAUAGCCCCGGAGGAGUUGUCUGUAUAGCCCCGGAGGAGUUGUCUGUAUAGCCCCGGAGGAGUUGUCUGUAUAGCCCCGGAGGAAUUGUCUGUAUAGCCCCGGAGGAAUUGUCUGUAUAGCCCCGGAGGAAUUGUCUGUAUAGCCCCGGAGGAAUUGUCUGUAUAGCCCCGGAGGUGUUGUCUGUAUAGCCCCGGAGGUGUUGUCUGUAUAGCCCCUGGGGUGUUGUCUGUAUAGCCCCUGGGGUGUUGUCUGUAUAGCGUACAGUAAGUGAGCGUGUGUAUUCUCUAUGCCCUCAUCCAACCCUCAUUGUAGUAUUGUAAAUCUCCAAUGCUUUCAAGGGAACUAAGGGCUCCAUUUUAGGGAGUUUUGUUGCUCACUGAAUGUAUGCCACUUUGGAUUCCCAAACACACCCUGUCUCUUUCCAUGCCCAUCUCAUGCACUAUACAAACACACCCAUCUGCUAACAACCUGUCCAUACGGCAAAUGGCUAUUUAAAUGUAGAAACAAUUUCAAAGUGAUGGGAUAGAGCCACAGGCUGACAGACCACUGUUAAGGUGCCAUCUCCUCUUUAUAAGCAUGCAAGCACGAGCACACACACACACACACACACACACACACACACACACACACACACACACACACACACACACACACACACACACACACCACUCUGCUGACUUUGACCGCCCACAUGCUAAUAUUUACUGAGCAUUGACUUGGUUUACAUUUCCUCAUUAAACUCUCCAUUAAGGGUUUAAGAAACUGACUCCGGAGGUCUCUGGAAAUACACUAAUGCUACUUCAAAGGUUCCGUUGUAUCUUUCACCUCUGAACCAAUAGGGUAAGAAAAAAUAUUAAUAUCGACCAUAUCUGAUAUACUAAGCACUCUUACAACCCUACCAAGAGGUCUAUACACUUUGGUACAGUUUAAACCAUGUUGGGUUGGCAUGUACAAUACGGUGCCACAAGUUGGAGCCCUGCUCCCGACUUUUCCCCUGAAUACACUACAAAUGGAUUUUGAGUGUCAGUUUAGAUCCAAUCUCCUCUGUGUCUCUGAUAGUAACUCCUCUGGUCCCUCUCAGAUUUGUCAUUUACCAUUAAUGAGGAAGUAAUGGGGCUCCGAUCUUCCUCUUGUGGUCAUCCAUCAAAUAUCUCCCCUACUCUCUCAUCCAAACUUUCCUCUGGCCAAAUGCUGAGAGAGAACGUCCCUCUAUUUGCUUUGCUACCAUGGCUAUUUGGCUAAUAAUAUAAUUAUAUUCAUAUUCUACUGCCUUCUCCUUUGUUGUUCCUUUGGAGGCCAGCAGUAAAGUUACAAGAUCAAGGAUAAACAGUUGGCUUAUAUGGCUGAUAAAUAACCGCCACAGGAAGUUGAGCAAAUACAAUAUGACAAACUCAUUCAGCAAGAGACCAGUGGCUGUAGAUGAGAGGAAAUGAGGUGGAUUACUGUAGAAGUUGUUGUCUAUAAUAAAUUAUCUCUCCCAUUACACCUACAGAACAAUACACUCGCCAGUCUCACACCGCUAGCAAAACAUUUGAUCUCAGAUCUUGAGUACAAACCCGUUAGAGGUCAGGCUCCUCUGUUCCUCUGAGUAGCUCGGGGUGGAGGAGUAUUUGUGUUGGGCUUGAGCCGCCCCGACAGGUUGUUUUAUUGAACACGUCACCCAUAAUUCACAAAAUGGCUACAUUUAUUUUUUAAAUUCUCCCUUCAGUUGUAAGCUCGCACCCUCCAUCUGCAGAGUUUUCCUCCCUGACACUCUCGUGAACACACACGCACACACACACACACGCACACACACACACACACACAGAGACAUCAUAUACUACAUCUGGGACUUCUUGUUGUGAAUUGUUUUUUUUGUCAGUGAGUUUUGAAGCUUGGACUUUAUAUUUUUCUAAAUAUAUAAAACACAAUAAUUAUCUGUUUAUGUAUUUGGAAUGGAAUACUUUAUAUAACUAUGAUUAUAUACAUUUGUUGACUGGGGCAGUGGGUGUGGUUUAGUGCUGUUUUAGCAUGUUUGCACAGCCUCCCACAGACGUGUACCUUUGCAGACCUGGUGAAAUUAACUAUCAACAACUAUCAAUAAAGUGAUAAUUACCUACA
Messenger RNA from Oncorhynchus masou masou (cherry salmon), 3670 nucleotides. RefSeq names its product cytoglobin-2-like. Gene Ontology annotation, molecular function: oxygen binding; iron ion binding; oxidoreductase activity. The transcript has 3 exons. Gene Ontology annotation, biological process: oxygen transport. The record is from RefSeq and is a predicted model, not a curated record. Bases 428 to 1018 code for a protein of 196 amino acids. NCBI's taxonomy places the organism in Eukaryota, Metazoa, Chordata, Actinopteri, Salmoniformes, Salmonidae.